Oryzias latipes (Japanese medaka) is the source of this 2171-nucleotide messenger RNA. It is a transcript of the gene rab4b, whose product is annotated as RAB4B, member RAS oncogene family. The record is from RefSeq and is a predicted model, not a curated record. Gene Ontology annotation, molecular function: GTP binding; GTPase activity. Lineage: Eukaryota; Metazoa; Chordata; Actinopteri; Beloniformes; Adrianichthyidae. Gene Ontology annotation, biological process: Rab protein signal transduction.
AGCACGAACGCUGAUGACGUAGCACGCAGCUUCUGUGUUUGGCUGUGGUCGAAGCUCGAUAAGGAUCAAGGAAAUCUCUAGCAUCGUUAGAUAAACACCCUGAAAAGGUGUUACACAGCAAACGCGCAACCGUCGCCAUACCAUAAGACUCCAAAAGGCAUCCUUCACACCGCGAGGGGCGACAUGUCUGAGACAUACGAUUUCCUGUUCAAGUUUCUUGUGAUUGGCAGUGCUGGGACGGGAAAAUCCUGUCUUCUCCACCAGUUCAUUGAGAACAAGUUCAAACAGGACUCCAACCACACCAUCGGUGUAGAGUUUGGUUCCAGAGUAAUCAACGUUGGUGGGAAAACGGUCAAACUGCAGAUUUGGGAUACUGCUGGACAGGAGCGAUUUCGCUCAGUGACACGCAGCUACUACAGAGGAGCAGCUGGAGCCCUCCUUGUCUAUGACAUUACAAGCCGAGAGACGUAUAACGCCCUGUCCAACUGGCUGACUGAUGCACGGACGCUCGCUAGCCCCAACAUCGUCAUCAUUCUGUGUGGCAACAAGAAAGACUUGGAUGCAGACAGAGAGGUGACCUUCCUGGAAGCUUCACGCUUCGCUCAGGAAAAUGAACUGAUGUUUCUAGAAACAAGUGCACUGACAGGCGAAAAUGUGGAGGAGGGUUUCCUGAAGUGUGCCCGCACCAUCCUCAACAAGAUAGAUUCAGGAGAGCUGGACCCAGAGAGGAUGGGUUCAGGGAUUCAGUAUGGAGACGCGUCUCUAAGGCAGCUGCGACAGCCGAGAGGCACAACAACACAGAACAAGCAGCAGUGUAACUGCUAGGGGUCAGGCCACGCCUUAACCUGAGCCUGCAGCCCCACGCGGACAGGACGCCCCCUACAGUCCUUCAGUUCAGCUCCAGGUGUUUUGGUGUGUGUGACCAUUCACCCUAUAGUCUCACUCACCUUACAUCACCUGGAUGAGUGAGGUCACAAAGACUCCUACAAGCCCCUGGCCCUCGCUAAGCCUCCUUACCUGAGGGGGCCAUCUUGCCCCUGCAUCUAGGAUGAAGCAUCCCUUCAGUGUGAGCGUGAUGGGGACAUAAGGACGUGAUGUCCUCAUCAGUUGCUUACCAGACAAGGACGAGUCAACGGUGGUCCAUAUGGGCUGCUGUUGGUCAACCUUUUGAUUUUUAUUUCUUUUUUUAUUCAGGUUUUAGAAACUUUGCUUUUUGCACUUGCACAUUUCUGUCUGUAAAUUCCUACUGUCACUGUUUGAAGCACUCUUAUCUAGCGUCUCCUGACAUGACUGAUGAUGAGCCCAAAAUUAAAUGUGAUUGUGGAAACGUUUGUAUUUCGAAACAUGUAUACUUAAAGAAAUUGAAAAUGAUAGAAUCUACCACAUCCUUUAUCCUUUUAAAGUUUUCUUGAACAUUGAACCUGCUAACUAUUGAAUGUAAAGUGAGCCUCAGCUGGAUGUUGUCUCUAAAGGCUGGAAUCUGUAUUUUUAUUUGGUUUGCAUUCAAAGUGUAUAUGUGAAUAUAUAAAGAGUUUUACAAAUUGUGAAUUUAUAGUUAGAAUUCCUAAUGAUUCCACCUUUUCAACACAUUUUGUUUACUCAGUUCACUGUGUAGCUUAAGAAGCACGAAAAUAAUAUUUUUAUUCCAUUUAAAAUCCCAAAGUCCCAAACGUACUUAUUUAUAUAUAAAAUCUCUUUUUUUUUUUGGCCUGCCGCUGCUGGAUUUUCUUUUUCCUCAACCUACUUUUGAAUCACUUUCUACAAACACAUGCAGCACAAGGGAUGAUCCUACAAACGACAGCAGGUUGUGCUUUGUUUUUGUAGAUCCCCCUCUAUUAAGGUUGGCUUUUCCCCAAACGUUGCCGAUUGGAAGGGAUGCACAGGAAGUGAUGACUCUAUCCUUGUAAGUCAUCGUUGCCCUUCAGGUUUGUUUUCUAAACAGGCCUUUAGAGAAGGGGAGAAGAAAAAAGUGUGCGUGUGUGCACACUGAAGGGUAACUAUAAUAUAGAACUGUCCAAAGUAUGUAGAGUCCAUUCGCAGGUAUUUGGGGUUUUCCUCCUCUGAAAGUGCACUUUUAUUUUCAAAAUGUCAUGUAUGUUUUGUUUAUAUACUGUAUCAAAAGAAUUGUACAUUUUAUUUUAAAAGUCUAAGUAAUAAAGAUUUUGAUUGUA